AGCCCAACAAUAAACCGGAAUAUCCGCUCCAAACUCUCCUAAACCUCCCCGCGGUACUUAUCAACCCCAAGAUCGCCUCUCUCUCUCUCUCUCUCUCUCUCUCUCUCUCUCUCACCACACCGAGUUUCCAUCCUGCCCGUCAGGCGCUAGGCCGCUAGGGCCGGCGUGCAAUACAUACGUGGUAGUAGUAGUAACAAUGGGCAGCGAGCUGCCGGCCGCGGCGCCGCCGCAGCCGAAGCGAUCCACCGCGGCGGCGGCGGUCGCGCGCAGACGGAUAGGGCGCGAGCUGUGGCAGUUCUGGCUCGAUCCGCCGCCGUACUGCCGGCCCGGGCCAUCCCCCGUGAAGGACCACUUCCACUGGGAGGUGGUCAUCGAUGGCCCCGCCGCCACCCCCUACGCCGGCGGCGUGUUCCCCGUCGACGUCUGGUUCCCCUACGAUUACCCCUUCCGUCCCCCCAAGCUCUUCUUCAAGACCAAGGUGUACCAUCCGAACAUUGACGGGAAGGGGAGGAUGGCGCUGGACAUCUUCCAGGACAACUGGUCACCGGCCUUGACGAUCAACAAACUCCUCUUGUGCUUCGUCUCCGUCCUCUUCGACCCCCUGCUCGACCGCCCGACCAACCGCUGCAUCGCCAAGCAGUACAAGCACGAGUACGAGGCGUACGAGGAGAAGGCCAGGGCUUGGACGCAGAAGCACUCCUCGACGCCGAUCGUCUCGCACUACCCACCGUACGCUGUCAUCGGCAGCACGCCGCCGGCUGUUCCUCACUUCCCAGCGACUGCAGCCAGGAGAAAGGCUGCUGCAUCUUCAGCUUCAGGUUCAGUAAGCAGCAGCCGCAUUCCGUUGCUUAUGAAGGAUGAGAGUAUCUGGAGAAGGACAAUGAAGUUUUUUCAGGGUUAGUCUUCUUAAUUAUCGUCUACGUACUGCACAGACACUGAAAACAGAUAAGGGAAAUUAGAGUUCUUUCUUCCUCACAGAUGAAAUAUGUUAUAUCUAGAAUUUUAUUUUACUGUAUUGUGAAUUGUUGAGAGGUAUGCAUACUUGUAUCAAAUCUUCAGGUUAUGAUCUGUCACCACACGGUAAUGACAUGGAGCUGCUGACUAUGAGGAGUGAUAAACAAAGUCCUUAUUUAUCUUUUUAGUCUGAUGUGCAGCACUUAACUUUCCACUCUGUUUCUGAUGUGCAAUCUUUUUGCUUGUUCGCGAAACUUUUCAUUCUGUUUUGUAAAUAAGUGUUGAUAUAUAUGUGAGCACUGGAGCCA
Molecule: messenger RNA, 1262 nt
Organism: Oryza sativa Japonica Group (Japanese rice)
Lineage: Eukaryota; Viridiplantae; Streptophyta; Magnoliopsida; Poales; Poaceae
Product: ubiquitin-conjugating enzyme E2 11
Source: RefSeq, a predicted model, not a curated record